CGGCUGGUUCGGGCGCGAAAUUUGCGGAAAUUUGCGCGCGCAAACGGUGAUUGCGUGCGCUACCGUCAGCUGAGUGUGCCGACCGCGUGCUUAGCGGCAUCUUCGUGGUCUGCGUCGGAAAUGUCGUCCCCGUCCCCGUGCAGCCCGCCGAUCAGAGAUCAGGCGUACUACCCGUGGCACUGGCACGAAGUCGCCGAAGCCGUCGACCUGAAGAGUCCGCGCGCCGGCACCGCGCUCGCGGGCUGCCGUCCUCCGUCGCCGCAGAGCAGCCCGGCGCACGACGGCCAGCGCCGCGGUCGCCCGAGGCUCGAUACCAUCACGUCUCUGAUCCGCGAGGGUUCCUCGUCACCCAGCAACAUCAAGUGCAAGGUCUGCAACCGCGUGUUUCCGCGCGACAAGUCGCUGCAGGCUCACAUGCGGACGCACACUGGUGAGAAGCCCUACGUGUGCGACUUUCCAGGCUGCAAGCGAGCAUUCGCCCAGAGUGGCCAACUGAAGACUCACCAGCGCCUGCACACGGGUGAAAAGCCAUUUGUCUGCUCCGAACCAGAGUGUGGCCAGAGGUUCACCCACUCCAACCGUCGCUGCAACGCCCAUCCGUUUGCUGUGCUUCGACGAGAUGAUGCAAGCACUGCAGUGGCUGGCAGUGCAGAGGACACGCAAGCAAACUGUGAAAACCAGAGCGAGGCUGUGACUCGGUGGCUCAAAGGACACUCGACGCAAACAUGCAACAGAACGACACUCCCAAAAGCACGGCAGCUGAAACGUGAGCUGGACGCCCAAGCACGCAUCGACUCCGAGGAGCUGCUCCAGAAGAAGCUGGCACCGUCCUCACGACGUGACAUGAUUGGUGCACUCGCACUCAUCGAGCUUUCGAACAAGGGCCACGGGUGUGCUCCCGCCGUCGUCAUGGAAAAGGUCCAAUCCAGUCCCACCUCGAUCGACGUUGACGAUCGGCCACUUGAUCUCAGCGUGUCUAGGUACUACAGUAACGACAGCUAACCAUCACCGGGUAGUGCCUCACGAUCUCAUCUUUGACGGUCAGUGACAGAAGCUUCUCCUGCCCUUGCACAUGUGUGUAAAAUUGUAUAGGAACAAUGCCACCUUGUAUUGUAUCGUUGAGAAGAAUGCCAAAGAACUCUGAAUCGGGAGAAGAGCUUCGUUCUUGUUCUGCACUAAAAAAUGUAACAGGG
Molecule: messenger RNA, 1193 nt
Organism: Rhipicephalus sanguineus (brown dog tick)
Lineage: Eukaryota; Metazoa; Arthropoda; Arachnida; Ixodida; Ixodidae
Product: zinc finger protein 367
Exons: 4
Coding region: 121-1002 (293 amino acids)
Biological process (GO): central nervous system development; regulation of transcription by RNA polymerase II
Cellular component (GO): nucleus
Molecular function (GO): RNA polymerase II cis-regulatory region sequence-specific DNA binding; DNA-binding transcription factor activity, RNA polymerase II-specific
Source: RefSeq, a predicted model, not a curated record